AAUACCUCCGUCAUUUUUCAUUCUUAGGGAUGGAGGAGUUACAUGCGAAGAAUUUCUGAAGGACAUUUUUAAAACAAUACCAUUGUAUCUAAUAUCAUAAACAUGUAUCAGCAUUUAUUCUAUUUUUGUAUGAAAUAACGUAAACAUGUAUCAGCACUAUUUUACUAUAAAUAAGAUGUUUGUAAACAAUUCGAUGAUAUUUAAUGUUUAUAAUUAGUUCGAUCUUGAGAUUAAUUGUAUUCAUAUAAAUAUUCAAAAAUAAAGUUUUUUAAAAAUAUAUUUCGAAACCCGAAAUAUAUAAUUCGAACACUGCCAAUAAGUCAUGAUAUUCAUAAUUUAUGUCAUGAUAUCAUGAUAUAAAUUUGAGGAAUAUAAAAUAAUUUAUCAUAUUUUCAUAAUCCCCGGUAAUUUUAUAAAAUCACCGAUUUAUCAUUUUUACCGCAACAUAUAUAUUAUCAAUAAAGUAACUUCUUUAUAUGAAAAAAUUCUUUGGAGAUAUUUCACAAAACUUUUCGAAAAUUAUGAAUCUAAAGGAAGAUAUAGUCAACGUUAAGGAGCACGGUAAAAUUAAGUUAUGAAAUAAAUAUAGAAUGUUCGAAGCUGCGUGUUUUUCUUAAACUAAAAAGAAACGACUAUCAACUGAAGAAAUACAAAGCAUUUAUCCACAAGAAAUAAUUUCAUCAAAGAAGCUCCAACUGAUUUAUACUUCAUAACAAAGGUAACAAAUAUAUAUUACAUAAAAACUAUAUAAAUUUGAGCUGCCCAAAGAAUUUUUAAGGUUGCAUUGAUCAUCAUUACAUAAUGAGUGCUUAUCAAAGAAAUAAAAUGCACUCCAUGAAAUGGGAAGACAUUCAAUACCUUGAAUCAACACUCCUAAUCGCUAUACCCAACACUAAAACAAAAAAUAUUAUUAAAUUUGCAGUGUCUCGUAAUUUCUACAAAAUAUAAAAGGAGUAUUUGGAAGUUUGGAUUCAUAUAUGGGAAAACAAAUACUUAAAGUUAGUCUUAAGUGACACGGGAACUAGAGGAGCACAUCGAUAGCAGAAAGAUGAUUCUAUGAGUAACAAAACGAAUGCGGCAUCACUAUUAAAUAUAACUGCACUAAUAAUGAUAUUAUUAAUUUUAUCGGAAAGUAAAUUUAAUUAUUUGUACCUAUGUUAUGUUUAUAUAAUAUCCGUUUUGUUUUUGCUGGUUUUGUUAUAAUGACAAUGUUUAAUCAAUGAUUAGAAUAGGCUGAGUAAAAAUAAAAGCAUUACAAUCUGCUUAAUUAUUUUUUCAAAGUGAGACUUUUUCUUAGUAUAAUCGUGGAUAAGUAUAGUCUUCUACUUGCGUAAAAUGGCUAUUAUUUCUUCAUAGAUAACCUAACAGUAACUAUGAAUCAAUAUGGUUGCUUGGCAACCUUCAAUAGCAUUGCAGUACUAACUUUGGUAUGAUAUUAAAUUAACAAAGUGUAAGAAUAUCAUCAUGAGUAUAGGGGAUCUCAAAAUUUCAAGAUGGUUAGAAGCUUUUUAUGAACAAAAUAACGAUUUGAUAACUCUACCAGGAAAUGCAGUUUUGUCGGACAUAAAUGGAGAUGGGAAUUACAAUUUAAUUUUAAAUGAUAUAAAAUUAGAUAAAAAUAGAAGUAGAAUGAGAAUAUAUAAAGGAACAUCUUCAUCUGAUUUUCCAUUACCGGACGUUCCCAAUUCGAUUAUUUCCUUUUAUACUGAUGAACUAGAACCCAGAUUACCAGCCAUUGCAGUGGCUUGUGGUUGCAGUUUAUAUAUUUAUAAAAAUAACAAACCUUUUUAUAAAUUUCAAUUACCAAAGUGUCAAGGGUUACCCGAAGAAAUCGAUGCUUGGAAAAAAGUGUUCGAUGUUAAAGCUGAUAUAUCAGACCAAAUAGUCGAUGAAUUAGUUAAAGAUCUCUCUGCUUUGCCUUUUCAAUCACUAGCUAACAGAUCUCAAGAAGUUUUAACGACCAGCAAAUCUAGAAUACCGGAUAUUGUUAAAAGAAUUAACAUCAACGAUAUUUCCAAGGAAUAUCCUAUAACUUGUAUGGAUACAUUGAACCGAAAUUCGAAUGAUAAGGACGAUGUUUCAUGUCCAGUAAUUGCUACAGAAGCUGGAAACAUAUACAUUCUGGAUCCUCAGACCUUCAACAUUUUGCAUCAGGCAAAUACAGACAGAACUAAAGUGAUUCCUUUCAGUAUAAAAGCAACAGGAACGUUCAACGUGGACUUUAGAAUCAUGAUUGCUUGUAGGCAAGGCCAUAUAUGCGUUUUGAGAAGGAAUUGGCUAGAAGGUAAAAACAUAAUUCAAAUGAAUUCCAACAUAGUCGAUUUCGUUAUUUUGCCCGAAGACAAUUUUAUUGUGGUUGCUACUACGGAUAAAAUGAUCAAUUGUUUCACUAAGCGGGGGCAACGACUCUGGUCAGUUAAACUGUCCCAAACUAUUACUUGCUUAUGUUUAGUACAAAUUGGACACAUCAGAGUUAAUUUAUAUGGUGUUGGACUGGAUAACGGUUUGAUACAACUGUAUCAAGGAAGAAACAUCGUAGAUCAAACCACUGUUUCCGAUGCUCCCUCUGUGAUCUUAUUCGGUCCACUUGGUCAAGAAGAGCACGCUCUUUCAAUAAUCACUAAAGCUGGUACUGUAAUAUUUAGAAUAUUGAAGCGAACAGCAGAUUUUUCAGUGCCUAAUACAGAAAAUGUACCACAAUUUCAAACAAAGCCUUUACCACUACCUAAAAGAAGUAAAUUAUUUUUGGAACACAGCAUGAGAGAGCGAGAGUCAGCUGUUGAUAUUCACCAAAGUUUCCAAAAAGAUUUAUUGAAACUAAGAUUAGAUGUUGCUAAAUCUCUACUUCAGUAUAAAUCGAAUGAAAAUGAAAUUGCAAAUUUCAAAGGAUAUUUAAAAUUAUCGGCACAGGUCUUGGGUAUUGGAACGAAGUUUACCGUAAUUUUUACACUAGAAAAUUUAGAUUCUACUAAACCUUUGAACGGAGUUUCGAUGGUUUUACAUGUGAAACCAGAGAAUUAUAUUUGUUCAAAAAAUAGAGUAUUGAUUCCACUUUUAUUACCAGUGUCUUCAUAUAAAGUAAAAGUGGGGAUACAAGAAGUUAUCCAUGAGGAUCAAAUACACGCUUCUAAGAUGGGAGAAGUAUGUGUCAUUAGAAUAUUUAUUAUUCAUGAAAAUAAACCACAAACUCAACCAUUGUUAGCUGCAACAGUGACUAUGCCUAUGUCUGACAACUCACUUGUUUAAAAAUCAUUGUUUUUCUAACGUUAAGAUAUUUAGCGUUACAUGUUCUAAAUAAAUAUUAAAAGUACAAAA
This is a messenger RNA of Diorhabda sublineata, 3315 nucleotides long. It is a transcript of the gene BBS1, whose product is annotated as Bardet-Biedl syndrome 1 protein homolog. Gene Ontology annotation, cellular component: centrosome; axoneme; BBSome. Bases 1465 to 3246 code for a protein of 593 amino acids. The transcript has 10 exons. The record is from RefSeq and is a predicted model, not a curated record. Gene Ontology annotation, biological process: protein localization to cilium; non-motile cilium assembly. NCBI's taxonomy places the organism in Eukaryota, Metazoa, Arthropoda, Insecta, Coleoptera, Chrysomelidae. Gene Ontology annotation, molecular function: patched binding; smoothened binding.